ACCACACGCGUGGGCCCCCUUGUUUGCACAGUGGUGGGUUGGAUGGACCAGCAUUUUUCUUUUCCGCCCAGAUAUUUCGCCAGCUUGAAUAUUAGGAUCUCCUUACAUCCCUCAUCCUUUUUCCUCUUCCCUCUCCCCGUCGUCUGUUAUCUUCCCCAACGUUUCAACCGUGCUCGGCUUUUUAUGUGGCGACACGACGCACUGACCACAUACACUACUUGUUCUCCCGACUCGGUUAGAAAGGUCAAGUCUGUCGAUGCCUUUCGAGACAAGCAAAGCCUUUCACCUUUGACAACUUUAUCUACAGCGACUUCAAAGGUUUGCAUUUCCAAAAAGCUUUAGCCACCAUUUAAACUUGCUAUGAUCUGCGUCCGUUGCCGGCCCGAUGCAGAAAAAUGUUUCAAAGCGAGAAGCUAACCUCCAGCUUACGUGCAGGAUACCACACCUAAGAAACCUUUUGUAAUUGUUGUCUCGGGGGCUCCCAAUGUUGGAAAAUCCG
Messenger RNA from Umbelopsis ramanniana AG, 499 nucleotides. RefSeq lists its product as uncharacterized. Bases 43 to 342 code for a protein of 99 amino acids. The transcript has 2 exons. The record is from RefSeq and is a predicted model, not a curated record. NCBI's taxonomy places the organism in Eukaryota, Fungi, Mucoromycota, Umbelopsidomycetes, Umbelopsidales, Umbelopsidaceae.